GUGCUAAUGACGCCGUGAUUUACUGGGAGCGAAGAAAAAUCCCAUUUUGACGUAGUUUUGGGACUUGCGGCCGACACCGCCCCAAUAAAAACCUCGCCUUUGGUCCGGAGAUUGGACUCUUUCGAGCUCUCCUGACCUCCGAGCGACAGCAUUGUGCCCCCAGUUUGGGACUGGAGUUGGAGAAACCCUGGUUGCUCGAUCUUUUCGUGGACUGAAGGCCUCGGAUGGAUCUGUUUUUUUGCUCCGAGACUGGUGAUUAAAGGCUAGGAUGGUGCUGGGGAAUUGGAUCAAGAUCGUGUUUUUAUCCGUUUUCCUUUGCUGCUUCGGAUCGGUGGUGUUCGGCACAACCGAUGCCGGAGAUUACGCCGUUCUUGAUGAGUUCCGGAAGGGGUUGGCCAACCCGGAGCUCCUCAAAUGGCCCACGAACAACAGAGACCCUUGCGGCCCUCCGCUGUGGCCGCACGUCUUCUGCUCCGGCUCCCGCGUCGCCCAGAUCCAGGUCCAGAACUUGGGUUUGAGCGGCCCUCUUCCUCGGGACUUCAACAAGCUCUCCAUGCUGACCAAUAUCGGUCUCCAGAGGAACAAUUUUAGUGGAAAGCUGCCGUCUUUCAGUGGCUUGUCCAAUUUGCAGUAUGCAUACCUUGGGAACAACCAGUUCGACGCCAUUCCAUCGGACUUCUUCGUCGGGCUCACUAGCUUGCAGGUGCUGUCUCUGGACAUGAAUCCCUUGAACCAGAGCACUGGCUGGGUGCUGCCUCCGGACCUGGCAGACUCUGCCCAGCUGAUGAAUUUGUCAUUGGUGGGUUGUAAUCUCGCCGGCCCUUUGCCGGAAUUCUUGGGAACAAUGCAUUCUCUAUCUGUUCUGAAGCUGUCAUACAACAAUCUCACCGGCACCAUCCCAGCGAGUUAUUCAGGUCUGCCACUGCAGAUUUUAUGGCUGAACAACCAGAUUGGACCAAAAUUGACCGGCUCGCUUGAUGUCAUUGCAUCGAUGACAAUGCUGAAGGAUGUUUGGCUCCAUGGAAAUCAGCUCACAGGACCAAUCCCAAGCUCAAUUGGGGGCUUAACAUCUCUGACACGGCUGUGGCUCAACAAUAACCUGCUUGUUGGUCUUGUGCCUCAGAACCUGACAAGCUUGCCGCAGCUCCAGUCAUUGCAAUUAGACAACAAUAUGUUCAUGGGUCCGAUCCCAAAGGUGAGUUUCAACUUCACCUAUGCUUAUAACUCAUUUUGCCAGUCUACACCAGGAAUUCCUUGCUCACCAGAAGUCACCGCCCUUUUAGAGUUCCUUGAAAGAGUGAAUUAUCCAUCGAAGCUUGCAGCUUCUUGGUCUGGUAAUGAUCCUUGUGCCAGUUUGUGGUCUGGUGUGUCUUGUUUUGAUGGCAAAGUUUCUGUGAUAAAUCUUCCAAACUUACAAUUGAAUGGCACAAUCAGUCCAUCCCUCGGAAAAUUGAAUGAUCUUGUUGAUGUUAGACUUGGGGGUAACAAUCUUGAUGGCAUGAUUCCGGUCAACAUGACAAACUUGAAAUUGCUAAAAACUUUGGAUCUUUCUUCAAAUAACAUCUCUCCUCCUGUUCCACAUUUCCCUAGUAGCGUGAAAGUCCUUCUUGAUGGAAAUAAAUUGCUAGUUACUGCUAGUUCUCCAGAAUCUUCUUCAACUGGGAACAGUCCAUCAGACAGCUCACCGAACAAUACCCAAUCACAUAACUCACCUAGAUCUUCUGGCAGCUCAUCUCCUGAUGCUAAUUCAGGUAAUAGGUCAAGAGGUUCUAGGAAGUUGAAUCUCCUGAUUGUCAUUGUUCCAAUUGCUUUUGGUGUUUCUAUAUUUCUCUUGGCUGUUCUUUUCCUGUGCUUCUGGAAGAGAAGAAAGAGUGCCUUUCCGGCACCAAGCUCCAUUGUUGUCCAUCCCAGAGACUCGUCUAAUCCAGAUACUUUAGUCAAGAUUGUGGUUGCAAAUAAUGCCAGUAACAGCAUUGCUACUAAUGAAUGGCAAAGUAUAAACAGCAGUCAUACAAGUGAUACACACUUGAUUGAGUCUGGCAACUUAGUAAUAUCAGUUCAGGUUCUUCGUAGUGCUACUAGAAACUUUGCUUCAGAGAAUGUGCUUGGCAAGGGUGGAUUUGGUGUUGUCUACAAGGGAGAGUUGCAUGAUGGGACAAUGAUAGCUGUUAAGAGAAUGGAAUCUUGGGAGGCAUGCAGCCGAGGAGCACGUGGAGCCAAGAAGCAUGACGCAAGCGGGCUGGCCGCGCAGGUGUGGUCUCAGGAAGCAUGGAGCCGAGGAGCACGACGCAGGCGGGUUGACUGUGCAGGUGUGGUCUCAGGAAGCAUAAAGCCGAGGAGCACGACGCAGGCAGGUUGGCCAUGCCGGUGUGGUCUCGGGAGGCGUGCAGCCGAGAAGCUACUUGCGUUGUUGUCCCUUUAUACCAACUUGCCCGUGGUGGGGGACUGA
Musa acuminata AAA Group (dessert banana) is the source of this 2449-nucleotide messenger RNA. Its product is annotated as receptor protein kinase TMK1-like. Bases 269 to 2449 code for a protein of 726 amino acids. Gene Ontology annotation, molecular function: ATP binding; protein binding. NCBI's taxonomy places the organism in Eukaryota, Viridiplantae, Streptophyta, Magnoliopsida, Zingiberales, Musaceae. The record is from RefSeq and is a predicted model, not a curated record. The transcript is spliced from 2 exons.